AUGAGUGUAAAAACAUUUGGCUCAUAUUCAUUGUCCACGACAAGAUUGGUUCUGGUUCUAAUAUGUCUUGUUGAAUACGUUCAAAUAUCAAAUGGCUACGUAUUUUGUGGAUACUAUCGGGCAAAUAGUCCAUGGCCUUACUUAAAACAGUGCCCAUUUAUUUGCUGCCCUUUAACAGCAGACACACAAGAAAAUACAGCUUGUUGCAAUAUGACAAUUGCACAGUCACCACUAACAACAACAAUCACAAUAUUUGGACACCAUUGGUGGACUUUUUUACUUUUCAUUUUGUGCUUUGUCCUAGCAUUCAUAUUAUUAAUUCAUAUAAAUAAACGUUUGCACGUAUUUAAUCAUUGGAAACAUUUUAAUGCAACAAUUAAUCCUUCAGCAGCAUUUACAAUUUCAGCAAAUGAUUCAAACAGCUAUACGAUUGAGAAGGAUUCCCCUAAAGAUGAUACAAUUAUUUUAGAGCAACAUCCGCCAUGUUAUAAUGAUGCAACUACAUCAAAUCUACCUCCCUACACAUCAGUUUACCCACUGAAAAAAGCAGACUUGAAAUAA
Molecule: messenger RNA, 561 nt
Organism: Rotaria socialis
Lineage: Eukaryota; Metazoa; Rotifera; Eurotatoria; Philodinida; Philodinidae
Source: the annotation of a GenBank genome assembly